Molecule: messenger RNA, 1946 nt
Organism: Carcharodon carcharias (great white shark)
Lineage: Eukaryota; Metazoa; Chordata; Chondrichthyes; Lamniformes; Lamnidae
Gene: wbp4
Product: WW domain binding protein 4
Exons: 11
Coding region: 156-1409 (417 amino acids)
Biological process (GO): mRNA splicing, via spliceosome
Cellular component (GO): nucleus; precatalytic spliceosome
Molecular function (GO): protein binding; zinc ion binding; RNA binding
Source: RefSeq, a predicted model, not a curated record
AGCCAAGCAGGGGGCGGGGUCAGGCUGUGCGCUCUGUGUCGUUGAGGAGGCGAGUUUUCAUUUUGGAAAGGAGCCGGAGGAGGAGGAGCUGCCGGCUGAGGGACACGGACAGAGUGGUUGGUGUUCGGAGCGAGAAACUGGAGAGCGGCGGCCAUAUGAAGUAUAAAGCUAAGCAGGGAGCUUGGCUUAGUUUCAGAUAUUUUACUGCUGAAGGGAGUACCCCGUGCCUGGACUCCCCAGAUAAGGCUGACUACUGGAAGUCUCAACCAAAGAAGUUCUGCGAUUACUGCAAAUGUUGGAUAGCAGACAAUAAACCUAGUGUUGAGUUUCAUGAAAGAGGAAAGAACCAUCAAGAAAAUGUGACCAGGAAAAUCAGUGAGAUCAAAAAGAAAAGUUUGGAAAAAGCAAAAGAGGAGGAGAGGAUAGCAAAGGAAUUUGCUGAGAUGGAGAAUGCAGCUAUGAAAGCUUAUCAGGAAGACCUCAAGCGACUUGGAGUAAAUGUUUCAGCUUCUUCAUCGUCAAGUACAACUGAGAAAAAGCCGGCAGUAAAGGCCUCUGAUGCACAACGUAGUACAAAGCCGAAUAUAGCAAAUAUCUGGGUGCAAGGCAUCUCACCUGAAGGAUAUUUCUAUUACUACAACUCUAAAACAGGAGAAUCACAAUGGGAAAAGCCUGAAGGGUUCCAAGAGAGCUCAAACUUUGUGCAGAGUGAAGUUGCACAACAGGACCUUUCAGCCUCUUCGUGGGUAGAAGGACUUACUCCAGAGGGCUGCACCUACUAUUACAAUGUCUUAACAAGAGAAUCGCGAUGGGAAAAGCCAGAUGGCUUCAUCUCUGCCACUGCACGCUCAGCUACAGCUGGUAAGAAUGAGACUGAACCUGAGGUAUCCUCUGCAGCCUCUAGUUCCACAGAACCCACAGCUGUGAAAAUGACUGAAAAAAGCUCUGAAGAUCAUCGUACAGCAGAGGAAGAACAGCUGUGCACGGACAUAGAGGCUACUGAUCCACACCAGGAAACGAACAUCUCUCUCCAACAGGAAAGUGGUCCAGGUGAUGGCAGUGAAGUGAAGGCUCCUGGAGAAAUGCUCAACACAGAAGAGGAAAACAAUUUGCUCCAAGAUGAGCCCCAACAAGAAGCAACGAAUACUUUAAGUAAAAAGAAAGUAAACCCAUAUGGAGAAUGGGAAACUAUAAAAGAGGAAGAGGAAGAGCAGAUUGACUUGCAGUUACCGACAGUUGACUGCUCAGCAACACCAGUGAUUGAUGUAAAGCAUGAGCCCAAAGUUAAGUUUAAACAAAAAGAAAUAACUUCCCUGAGGGAUGACGCAGGUGGAGAGACGGUAUUUAAAAAAAGAAAACUUGAAAAUGGCAAAUCCAGAAACCUGAGGCAGAAAGGAAAUGAUAACUGAAUGCAGUUCAGAAAUACGUUCAGUGCUAUUCGUUCUUGAUUGUUGUAGUAAAUAAAUUUGCCUAGAUUUUCAACUCAUGAAAGUUAAUUGCCUUGUUUGGUGUAAAAUACUGCAUUAUUUUUUUAAAAAAGGUGUUUCUUUUUAAAAUAUAUGGUUUAGAAUUAACAACUUGCAAGUUGAGUAAGAGUGCAAAAUCCUGCAAAACAUAGUGUUUCUGUGGCCAUUUUUAUCAGAUUCAUUUAGAUUUGUGACUGGUUUGACAGCAGCAUUUACUGCAUCUGUCUUGGUAAUUCUUUUGUUAAGACGUCAAGUUUUUUUUGUUGUACUAAAUAUAAAAGAAAGUAAUGUAUCCCCUGACAGCCUAUAGUUAUGCAUUAAAUUGAGCUCUGUAGAGUGUAUUCUGGAUUUAAUGAUUCUUUAAACAUAAUUGCAUCUUUGCAUAAAGUCCUUACAGAAAGCUGUUUAAAAUAUUUUUGCACAGUAACUUGUGUAUGCAAAGAUAAUGCUGUCAAAAAUAAAGUUUUUACUGAGUGCUAA